AUGGACUGUCAGUGGAAGUCCCUUGAGUUGUUUCUGUGCUGCAUCUGUCCCUUGGAUACAGGCCGUGCAGGAUUUGCAAUAUACACAUCCGACGCACAUUCAAGCUGCUUGUCUGCGGCCUGCACUCGAGGGCCGCGACCUCCUUGCCAACGCACAGACCGGUUCGGGCAAAACUGCGGCCUUCCUCCUUCCUACUCUCGAGCGACUCCUCCACAGCCCAGGCGUCCGCGCUCGCAAGGCACGAAAGCCCUGGUGCUGCUCCCGACACGUGAGCUCGCGAUGCAGUGCGUGCAGAUGCUUCAGUGUCUCUCCAAGUAUACGCCGAUUACUCACGCUUUGGCGUGUGGCGGGAUGACCCUGAAGGCGCAGGAGAAUGCUCUGCGGCAGCAGCCGGAUAUUGUCGUGGCGACUCCAGGGCGCAUUCUGGAUUUGCUGCUGAACUCGCCGAGCGUCCAUCUCGAACUCCUCGAGAUCAUUGUCCUCGACGAGGCUGACCGUCUGCUCGAGCUGGGCUUCAGAGAAGAGAUUCUGGCCAUUCUGCGGCACUGCCACCGCGCGCGGCAGACGCUCCUUUUCUCAGCCACGCUGACACCCUCGAUCGCCUCUCUCGCGGCGCUCGCGCUGAACCGCCCUCUGCACAUUUCGGCUAACUCGACGGUCUCCUGCGGUGGAGCGAGCAGCGGGAAGACUGGCGUCACCGUGACCUCUUCCGAAGCUGCAGCCGCCGCGCUCAAGACGGUGUCUUCGACUUUGGAGCAGCAGUUUCUCAUGCUUCAGAAAGAGGAGCACCGCGCCCCGGCCCUGCUGCACUUGUGUACCACCGCGUACACGAAGAACGUCAUCAUUUUCUUCCAGACCAAGCAGCUGGCGCAUCAGACGAGUCUUCUUUUCAAGUUCAUGGGCCUGAAGUACGCUGAACUCCACGGCAAUCUGACUCAGCAGAUGCGUGUGGAGGCUCUCGAGAAGUUCCACGCGGGCGAGGCGGACUUCCUGCUUGCUAGCGAGUUGGCCUCUCGCGGCCUGGAUAUCGCAGGAGUCGAGGCAGUCAUCAACUUCAACGUGCCUCAUGACAUUGACCGAUACAUUCACAGCGUAGGGCGAACCGCGCGAAUGGGCAGGACUGGCGUGGCAGUGACUCUGUACUAUCGCGAAGGCGCGGAGCGACUGCAGGUGAAGAAGCUGCUGCAGGCCCUACGGAGCGGCAUCAGCCAAGCAGGCGGCAAGAAACGGAAGAAGAACGCAGGGGGAAAGGGCGACGGAGCAGAAGAAGGAAGCUCGGGGGCAGGUGUCCCCCGGGUGUUUCAGCGGAGGAUUGACGCGGAUAAACUCGAGGUCCUUGAGAAAAAGGUUCGCUCCCUUCAAGGCGACAUUAGCCGCCAGUUGAAGCGAGAGAAGCUGGAACGAGAAAUGCGUAUCGCUGAGCUCCAUUUGAAGAAGGCUGAGAAUCUACAAACCCACGCAGACGAAAUUUACUCGAGGCCUGUGCGCCAGUGGUUCAUGACCGCGAAGGAAAAGCAGCGGCUGAAGGAUGAAUCCAAGGCUCUCGUUGGAAAAGACGCCGAAGAGAGACACGAACUCGAGCGGAAAGCGGCGGAGGCGGCGCAGGAGCAUCGGGAGGAGUCGCCAGAUGAGGGAGAUGAUGAAGAUCUCAGCCAAGCGGAAUCAGAAGGCUGUGAAGAAGACGCCUCUGCGGACGGCAGCGACGAGGACUAUGAAACUCAAUCCGCCUCAGACGACGGUGAGCUCCCCGACUGGAUAUCGGCCUGCAGCGACGACGGCGGCAGAGUGGAAGAAGAAAUAGAGGAGGCUGAGCCCGCGCCGAAGAAGAAGCAGAAGGCUGUGACUGUGAAGGAGUUCAAGGUGGCCAAGCACAAGCAGCAGGCGCCUCUUGCAGGCGUGGUGAAUGAGAAGAAAAAGAAGCAAGACCGGCUCACGCCUAAACAGAAAGAGAGAAUGAAAGAGCUUCAGUUCAUGAAAGCGGCAGCACGCUCAGCGAAACGAAGCCAGAUGCCGAGGCGGCUCCGCGUGACACAUUCGUCUCCAGACGACGUAGAUAUGGGCCGAUUCAAGAAGCAGAAGAAACAAAAGAGGAAGCAGAAGACUGGCGGCUGGCGCCCAGAUGAACAGAGAAAAUCGACAAGCGGGGCAGACGGCGGGAAGCAACGCAAGAUGAAGACAAUGGGAAAAAAGUCCUUCAAAUCCAAAGGGCGCUACAAGCGUCGAUAG
Messenger RNA from Besnoitia besnoiti, 2226 nucleotides. Its product is annotated as DEAD/DEAH box RNA helicase family protein. Gene Ontology annotation, molecular function: ATP binding; nucleic acid binding. The transcript has 14 exons. The coding region runs from base 1 to 2226 and encodes 741 amino acids. Lineage: Eukaryota; Apicomplexa; Conoidasida; Eucoccidiorida; Sarcocystidae. The record is from RefSeq and is a predicted model, not a curated record.